GCUCCGCUUGCAGCAGCCGCGACAACUCGGCGGAAAGGGACCCCUCCGGCCUGGUCAGGACCGCCCCCGCCGCCGGCAUCAUGAAGGAUGGGUCCCGCCAGCGUCCCUUGCAGCACAAGAAGAAGACAGUCUCCUUCAGCACCAUGCCCAGCAACCGCAAACUCAGCAGCACAGCUGCCUGCAUUUCCUUCAUGCUGGAGGGCUGUGAGAUGAAGAAGGUGCGCUCUAACUCCCGCAUGUACAGUCGGUUCUUUGUCUUGGACCCAGACUUGCGCUUCAUGCACUGGGAACCUUCCAAGAAGGACUCGGAAAAAGCCAAGAUUGAGAUCAAGUCGAUCAAGGAAGUGCGCGUAGGGAAGAAGACCCCCGUGCUGCGCUCCAACGGCCUCUCAGACCAGUUCCCAGAUGAAUGCGCCUUCUCCAUCAUCUAUGGAGACAACUACGAGUCCUUGGAUCUGGUGGCAAGCUCUCCGGAUGUGGUGAAUGCUUGGGUGAUGGGGUUGAGGUAUCUGGCCUCCUAUGGCAAGCACACUCUGGAAGGGGCCCCUGAGACCGGGCACCCCAAUCCCCGCACCUCCUGGAUUUCAUCUGUCUUUGACAUUGCAGACCUGGAGAAAGAAGGCCAGAUCCCUGUUUCUCGGGCUGUCCAGCUUAUUCGGGCCCUUAACCCAGGUAUGAAGGCGUCAACGAUUGAACUGAAGUUCAAAGAGCUUCAGAAAGCAGCCAGUGAGCGGGUUGGGGAAGAAGUGAGCUGUGAGGUCUUUGUGGAGGCUUACUGUGAGCUUUGCACCAGGCCGGAGGUGUUCUUCCUUUUGGUCCAGUUUUCCAGCAAUAAAGAAUUCAUGACCGUGAAGGACCUGAUGAGCUUUCUAGAGGCAGAGCAAGGCAUGGAAGGGGUGGUGGAACAGAUGUGCCUGGAGAUUGUGAGCAAAUAUGAGCCAUCUAAGGAGGGCCGGGAAAAGGGGUACUUAGCUAUUGACGGCUUCACUCGCUACCUCCUCUCAGCGGACUGCGACAUAUUUGACCCCCAACACCGCAAGGUCUGUCAGGACAUGAGCCAGCCACUGUCCCACUACUAUAUUAGUUCUGCGCAUGGAGCAUGUCUGGCAGAGGACAGUUGCUUCUGGGGGGGCUCCACCUCAGACAUUGGCGGCUAUGUGGCAGCACUCAAGGCUGGCUGCCGUAGCCUGGAACUGGUGGUGUGUGAUGGCUCCUCUGGAGAACCAGUGGUUGGGGCCGGGAGCCGUUUGGCCUUCUCCAGAGUGGUGAGUGCUGUGGCAGAACACGCCUUUGAGGCCUCCGAGUUUCCCCUCAUCCUGUGCCUGUCCGUGCGCUGCUGUGUCGCCCAGCAGAGGCUUGUGGCUGAAUAUCUGAGGAAGACCUUUGGAGACAAGCUUUACUUGACAUCCCCAAACCCAAACAAGGUCUAUCUCCCUUCUCCUGAAAGGCUCAAGGGCUGCGUCCUGAUUAAAGGCCGGAAGCUGCUCCCGAGCUGCCAGUCAAGUGAGGGAGAGGUGUCUGAUGAAGAGGAGGCCUUGGAGCUUGGCUUGCCCCACAGCGAGGAGCACCGGGAGCAGCCCCGUUGCCGGCGAGUCUUGUGUCGUGAACUCUCCGACCUGGUGAGCUUAUGCCAGACAGUCUCCUUCCAGGGUUUUGAGGCGUCUCGGCGAAGCCAGUGCUACUGGGAGGUUUGCUCCUUCAGUGAGGUAGAGGCUGGACGCUAUGCCAACGAGGAGCCAGAGGACUUCGUGGCCUAUAACAAGCGCUUCCUGUCCCGGGUUUACCCUAGUCCCAUGCGCAUCGAUGCCAGCAACAUGAACCCCCAGGACUUCUGGAAGUGUGGCUGUCAGAUGGUGGCCAUGAACUAUCAGACACCAGGCCUCAUGAUGGACCUGAAUGCUGGUUGGUUCCGCCAGAAUGGAGGCUGUGGCUAUGUGCUCCGGCCAGCCAUCAUGCGCGAGGAGGUGUCCUAUUUCAGUGCAAACACCAGGGAUACCUUACCUGGCAUCUCAGCCCAACUGUUGCACCUCAAGAUCAUCAGUGGUCAAAAUCUGCCCAAACCCAAAGGCUCUGGAGCCAAAGGUGAUGUGGUGGAGCCGUAUGUCUGUGCUGAGAUGCAUGGUAUUCCUGCAGACUGUGCUGAAAAGCGCACCAAGACGGUGCUGCAGAGUGGGGACAACCCAGUUUUUGAGGAGACCCUGGAGUUCCAGGUGAACCUCCCUGAGCUGGCGAUCCUACGCUUCAUGGUGCUUGACGAUGACUACAUCGGUGAUGAGUUCAUUGCACAGUACACCAUCCCCUUUGAGUGCCUCCAGAUGGGUUACCGCCACGUGCCCCUCCAGUCCCUGGCAGGCGAGCCCCUCCCCAAUGCCACCUUGUUUGUGCAUGUGGCCAUCACCAACCGGAGGGGGGGAGGCAAAGCACAACGGCGGGGGCUUGCGGGGCGGAAGGGACGGCGUAUGCGGGAGUACACAUCCACUAAAGCCACAGGAAUCAAGGCCAUUGAUGAAGUGUUUCGCACCGCCACGCAGCCACUGCGCGAGGCCACAGACCUGCGGGAGAACAUGCAGAAUGCUCUGGUUUCCUUCAAGGAAUUGUGUGGCCUGACACCAGCAGCCAACAUCAAGCAGUGCAUCUUAAAGCUGGCCACGUGGCUACAGCCCAGUGAGAAGGAGAGCCCUCCAGCUGUCACUCUGAACCUGGGUGAAGAGUACCCCUCCAUGGAGGCGCAGGGCCCCGUCCCGGAACUCCUGAGGAAAGUGCUCGCAGCCUAUGACACUAUGAUCCAGACAAGCCGGACACUAAUAGAGUCUGCUGAUGCAGUUCAUGCCAAGAUUAUUCAGGUGCAACAAGCAGGAAUGGGUUUUCAUAAGGAGCUGCAUCGCCUGGAGGCAAAGGAGGGGCUGAAAGGGCGGAAGCUGCAGAAGGCCCUGGAGAGUUUUGCUUGGAACAUCACUGUCCUCAAGGGCCAGGCUGAUCUGCUCAAACACUCCAAAGCAGAAGCUCUAGAUACACUGUGGCAGAUCCACAACGCCGCCCAGUCUUGUGGCAUUGGGCAGAACGGAGCUGCCUCUCCGGACCUCUUCCGCAACCGAACUGUUCUUGAUCCCAUCCCUGAAACAGAAGGGCCGAGUGAUGUGGGAUCCUGCUGACUCAGGAUGGCUGAGACCAAAGGGGGGGGCAGCGCGAAAGGACUUGCGGUCACAACGUGGGCCCUGCAGAGAAGAUGAGAUGUGAUGAAUUUGAAACAGGAAAGUCACAUACAGAGCACAGUGUUGCUCCAUAGCUGGGACGCAAAGGAGGGCAUGGCACUCAAUUUCCACAUCUUUAUGUGUGUAAUAGCUAGGACUUCCAGAUUCCUGAUUUUGGAUGGUGGUAACAGAUUUUACUCUGCGAGGGUAGACUCUAGGAGGAAACUGCCCCUAGUGAGUCAAGCUAGAGACUCUCAUUCACUUCAGCCUGACAGUCUGUAGCAAGGAUUCUGGAAAGUUCACUUUUCAGUGGGUACAUUUCCAGAUCCUUCAUGGCUAUUCUUAGCUUGGCUGGGGAUUCUGGGAGCUGUAGUCUGGAAUAGUAAGUAGUUCUGCUGCUUACAGCAUGGUGUAACCAGCAGAAGCUGGAUACCUAAUUCCUUGGGCAUGCAAGGACUGACCUGACCUGGAAAAUGUUUACAGAAGUUUAGCAGGUUAUCAGCUGGCCGUCUGCUGGCGAAAUAUUAGGAGGCUUCACUAGUUAAACUCUUGUAGCUCCCUCCUCCCAACCAGAACCUAGUGGUGCCAUGGAGGCUGCAUCCUGCCAGGUGUUUCCCAGGAUUCUUGAUUCGAGAUGUACUGCAAAGGCAGGUCUGAAGAGCCGCUGCAUGGAAUAUCCUCCUGGCAGAGCUGCAACCAACAGUUUUGGUGCCUGGGGCUCCACUGACCUGUUGGUUAGACUUGGAUCCCUUGAGAUCCACAUACACAGAGGGUGGGUGGAGGAAUGGGGAGCAACGCCUGGGAUUGAAUGGGCAGCAGCCAUAGUAAUGCCACACGAAGCCUGCCUGGUUUGUGUGUACUCCUUCCUGUGGAACAGUAGCUGGAGGGGGUAGAAGUGCUCAGAGAAGGCAGAGCUGUGCCUUUCCAGCACACCACUUCUUCUUCUUCUUCUUCUUCUUCUUCUUCUUCUUCUUCUUCUUCUUCUUCUUCUUC
Molecule: messenger RNA, 4184 nt
Organism: Pogona vitticeps (central bearded dragon)
Lineage: Eukaryota; Metazoa; Chordata; Lepidosauria; Squamata; Agamidae
Product: inactive phospholipase C-like protein 2
Biological process (GO): release of sequestered calcium ion into cytosol; phosphatidylinositol-mediated signaling; phosphatidylinositol metabolic process
Molecular function (GO): phosphatidylinositol-4,5-bisphosphate phospholipase C activity
Source: RefSeq, a predicted model, not a curated record